Phytophthora nicotianae INRA-310 is the source of this 2404-nucleotide messenger RNA. RefSeq lists its product as hypothetical. The record is from RefSeq and is a predicted model, not a curated record. The transcript has a single exon. NCBI's taxonomy places the organism in Eukaryota, Oomycota, Peronosporomycetes, Peronosporales, Peronosporaceae. The coding region runs from base 73 to 2298 and encodes 741 amino acids.
AGAUAAGAUAGGGCGCUUGCAUACCUCAGCUUUCGAGUGGCGACUACUGGGUGCACAAGCGCACGCAGUCCCAUGGCCACCGCAGCGCCCCCAGCAGCCCCCUACGACGAUGGGAGCUCUACUGAGAGCGAGUACUACUUCGAUCCUAGAGAAGAGGCCGAGGAGGCGGCGGCGUAUGCGUGGACACAUGAGCAUGAUGCGCCAAAGAUGCAGGAGCCAAUAAAUCACGGUAAUGAGGACAAUACUGUGAUAAAACAAGAGUACCGUGAGUAUGGGCAGUUGCAACAAGAUGUAGAGAAGAUAACAUUGCCACAAGGCAGCGAGUGGAGCCACGGAGCGGCGUCGACUACGGUGUACGACAAUGCCGUACAGCAAGCACUAGCAAUGGCACAGAAUCUGACGGAAGCUCAGCGAGAAGAACCGUUGACGGAUGAUACAAUGAACAGCAAUGCGUCACCUAGGGAUCACAAGGAGGAAAUUCAAGAAAAACAGGAGAAAGUUGUGGUAGUAUGGAAAAAGAAAGAGGUGAAGGCCAAGCCUAAGCUCGUCUCGCUAAAGAAAGUGAAGACUCCAGCGUCUCCAGCUUCAAUGACGAAGGCGGUGGCUGUGGGACUAAGACGCUCACCUAGUAAAGUGGAAGGAGUGUCGAGUGAGGUACAAAAGGAGCUGUCAGUGUCGCGACCUAAAUGGAAAUCUACAGAGAGUCAAACAUCGAGUCACAAGGCAAGUCCGAGACAUAACAAGGUGGCACAAUCAAAGGUAAAUGACGAGAAGAAAGCAAUUCGAAAAGAAGGAACCAACAAGUCACCGUCGGUGCGUAAAUUCGAGCACGAUAAGGUCUCUUCUAGUCGUCGAACGGAGCACAGCAAGUCACAAACUAAUCGAAAAAGAAGCCGUAGCAGAUCACCAUCAAUUUGUCGGAGAAAGCGAAGCCGGUCGCCAUCGGUACGUCGAAAGAAUCAUAGUAGAUCGCCAAGUCGCCGAACAGUACAUGGCAAUCACGAACGAAGUUUUUCAUCAAGACGUUAUUCUCGGAGAAGUCCAAGCAGAUCGCCUUCAAGUCGUCGGUUUACUGAGAGACGACGGAGAUCCAGAUCGAGAUCACCACGUUCCACAGGAAGGAGAUCGAUUCAAAGCCACAAACAACCUCGUAGCCCUUCACCAGUUCGAUAUCAUUCGAACCGCAGAAGCAGAAGUCGUAGCUGGGAUCGCCAUGAACGCCAUAACAAGAGACCACGUAACGACAGUAGGAGCUAUGACAAGAGAAAAAUGGAGGACCCACGCUGUCCAAGCCAUCGUGAGUAUCGAGAAGUUCAACUGAGUCGAGAUACAAUUCAGCGCCAGGACAGAAAUAACCAUUCCGCCAGAUUACCCAAAGACAUGAACGGCAAAGGUGAAAGAAGCAGCGGUAUGGUUGUUCAGGUUAAUACCAACCGGACCGCUGCCAGGCCACGGCUUCAAGAAGUGGAGCCGAUUCGAUCGAGUCGGCCAGUGGUUCAUAAUGGUGCAUGCAUUUCUGCCAUGUCGAAGACAGUUGAGACUUUGAAAAGAAACCCGAAAGUCCCGCGUAUCACACCUGGAAUUGGUAUGGUUGCUGCAAAUCCAGGCAAAGUCAAAGCGCCCAUACACGGCCACAUUGAACAUCAUGACCCAUUUGAACGCAGAGUUUUCAAGUUAAAGCUACAAGAAGCAGAUAUGGACGAGAAAUUGUCGGGGAAACCUUUAACUGAAGCUGAGAGAGCUUUGUACGAGCGGAGGUUAAACAAAAUUGGGCUGGAGCGAGCACGACUGGAGAACCAGGACUUGGAACGAUUUGAAAAGUUGUAUGCAACGACGAAAGUGACAGACGUGGCUUUGAAGCGAUAUCAGGACAACCGGGACUUUGCGUGGCGAGUAAUGUGCUUCAAGCAGAGGCAGUCAUCACUACAGCAACAAAAAGAGUUGUUUGUGUCCGAGGAAGUGCAAAGGGAGAAGUGGCGUCAACUGGACGAAGACCGAGAGAAACUCAUGGCUGAAAAUGCCUACAUGUUCCACACGGUCAUGAUGAACGAUGAAGAAGAGUUUCAACACAAAGAGAACGCACGACACUCGGGAAAAUGUGCUAUUGGAAAUGGCAAUCAAAGAGAGUUUAAACAUCGUGCAUCCGAGGUCAUCCGGCCGAAUUAUUCUGAUUCUACACGCACUUCGCGUGUUGUUGUUGGCGCUGCUCUGCAACUCCAAGGCGGCAGAGUUCGAAGCAACACGUUUGAUCCACUUCGUGCUCGCCCCAAGAACACGCCAUGGUUUCUAAAAGGUUAAUUAACUACUGUUAAUGUUACUUCUAUGUGGUUAUUGUCAAAGAACGUCGACAGACACAAAAAUGUUAAGAAAAAAACAAUUCUAUUUGGAUUCAAGUGCAACUAGA